AAAUCGCUCCAGUCUGAAGACUUUGAGAUGCAGCUUUACUUCUGUCUGUGAUAAAGUGCAGAUUGAAAACUCAUUCCCAUGAGCAUGUGAUCAUUAGAACUGGACCUUAGAGCAAUGGAAGAAGGUGACCUGGUCUGAUGAAUCACAUUUUCUGACAUAAUGUUUUCACAUGAAACGGGUGAGUGUGUGUUGUUUAUCUGGGGAAGAGAUGGAUGUACGAUUGGAAGAAGGCAAGCCAGCAGAGGCAGUGUGAUGCUCUGGGCAACGUUCUGCUGGGAAGUACACCCCUUCAUGGCAACAGCAUUCCCUGAUGGCAGUGUCCUCUUUUAACAGGAUAAUGUGCUCUGCUGCACUGCAAACAUUUUUCAGGAAUUGUUUGAGCAACAUGACGAAGAGUUCAAGGUGUUGGCUGGGCCUAAUAACACACACUACAAUCCGAUCCCACCUCACAACUUACAGGAUCCGCUGCUAACGUCUUGGUGUCGGAUACCACAGCACACCUUUUGGAGGUCUCGUUGAGUCUAUGCCUUGACAGGUCAGAGCUGUUUUAGUGGGACGAGAGGGAUGUACACUAUAUCAUUUUAUGGGUGAUUGUUGUAUAUCAUUUUCCUCAGAACCUAUAGUGAAUGUGAUAUCAUGGAAAUCAUGUAAUGGUUUAAGCCAAAUUAUCCAAAAUAAUAAUAAUUAAAAAAAAAAAAAAAAGGAAUAUCUAUAUCUAUUAUCAUUAUCAUUAUUAUACACAACCAAUAGACAAAGGAAAAAAAUAAUCUAAUCAAAUUCACCCCGCUGUGUGUAAUUGGCUGUGCUCCAGGAUGGAUUUAAAUGUCUGUGCGUUAACGAACUGAUUUUAUAAAAACAACAAUUCCCUAAUGAUUGUGCCCUGGCAGGGUGUUAAUUGAAAAAUGGCCGUAUAACGUAAGCAGUGUGGUUGUCAUGGAGUCUCAGGGCUAAAACCAAGUGGUUUGCACUUGCAGUUGCUCAAAAGACAGAAGACUCAACUGAAGAUGCAACAAUGCUGGGAGUUUUUCUCGUUUUCACUUCAUGAAUACGUCAAGAACUCCGAUGGAAUAAAAACUACACGCAUAGCGCCUAUCAAUUCUUUAAAAAUUCAAUAGGAUAAUAAGCAACAAGAGAUUUAGAAGAUUAAUUGAUGAGGUAUGUUCACUAUUAUCAUGUAAUAUGCUUAUAAUAAUAUUUUAGGUUGUUAAAGUAUUCACUGUUUAGCUCAUCUUUUUAGUUUGAUCUGUACCCAUUUUUAUUGACACUUUUACACUGCAAAACACUAGCAGUGUAAGACUUUUCUCCCCUAAAUCUUUUCCUUGAGAUAUAUUUUAAAACUGAUCAGGUUUCUACCUGAUAUCUUCAUUAUGGCUUGUAGUGGAUGACCUCUUUAAUAAAAGAAAGGAAGUAGAAAUACAAAUAUAUGCUAAAUGCAGUUUGGAAAUGAUCAGUAAUUUCUCUAAUCCUUGGGAACAAGUGAAUGACAUCCAUGUGUCCAUCCUGGUUACCAACUGUACAGUGUUGCUUGUAACCUUUUUUGUGGGAAUCCCAGCCAACCUUUUUGUCACGUAUGCUGUGUACCAUCAGAAAUCCCUCCAGACCUCCACCAAUGCUCUCUUGGUUAAUCUCGCAGUCAUCGACCUGCUGCGAUGUGCUACAGACUGUCCGUUACUCCUGGUUGUCGUCUUGAACGAAAACAACAAAAGAGACCUUGGGGAUCUUUUCUGUGAUGGCCAGGUGAUAUCAUUUUCCCUCAGCUGCUGUGUCCAGUUGUUCACUCUGGCAAGCAUUAGUGCUGAAAGACACCAGGCCAUUGCUAAUCCAUUUAAGACCGCUAAGCGGCGAAAACGGGUUAAGGUGUGGAUCCCGGUCACCUGGGCUGUGGCCAUCGUGGUGUCAGCUCUGUGCGUCAUGUUUACAAAAGACUCCAUUGUUUAUGUGCGAUGUAGAGCUUUGCAUUGGGAUACUUUAAAGACAUAUGGCUCAUUUGGACGUUAUGUCUUGUUGCCUGUCUGGUCCCUGUGCUUGGCUCUUAUUGUUGGCUUCUAUUCCCACAUAUUUAUCCUGGUCAAAGCGCACAAUAGAAAGAUUUUUGACAAGGGCAUUUCAGCGCCAACUUACAAAAAAGUGCCUGAAGUUGUAGAAUCAAAGAUUGCCUUUGUGAUGGAACCAGUGGCGCUGAAAGAAAUUUAUAAUACUCAAUUCAUUCAAGAGAGAAAUGAGCCAUCACAUAGUACAAAGUCAUGUAAUGGAGAUCCUAAGGACCAAAAUCAGACUCUUUCUAUGGACCCCAAAACCACGGAUGUCAAGAAAGAAGAGACUCUCAAAUAUCCCAACCAGCAAAGUGUAAUACUUGUUUCUGAACUGCACCACGACACAAAUGAACUGAUAGAUCUGGAAAACAAUGGUGAGAAUUCAAGUGAUCUUCUUAAAGAUGUCGAGAAACCAAAAUCUGAGCAAGUUCCUCCAGCAGCAACCAAGCAGCAAAUCGUUUCUGAACCGCACAACCCUUCAACUGAACUGACAAAUCCGAAGAAUGGUGAGGAUAACCCAGGUGAUCCUCCAAAGGAUGACAAGAACCCAGACUCACAGCAGGUUACUCCAGGAGCAGAUGAUGCUCAGACAGCAGGCCAAACCAUAGAGGUGAUGGGAGAAGUGUGCAUGAUGCCAUCCUUCACCAAUAAAGAAAGGGGCAGCAAGAAGAAAGAGAGCAAGCUGGCCAAGCGCUCUGGUUACAUCAUUCUUACUUUUCUAGUCUUCUGGAUGCCGCUGAUUGGGACAGUGGUCCUGAACACGUUUCUGAACAAAAACCAGAUUUGGGAAAUGAUGCAGGAUUUUGAAGUUCUUGUGGUCUCCAUUUCCUGCAUGACAUCCCUCACCAACCCGAUCAUUUAUGCAGUGGUGAAUCCUCAGUUCCGCACCGAAUUCCACAGCCUGAAGGCGAGAUGUAAAGCACUAUACACAAAUUGAAAUAAUAAUAAUAAAAAAAAGACUUUUAAGUCUUCGUUGUUGACCGACCAUGUCAAAACUGCCUGAUAAUCCAAACCAGAAAAGUUUGUUAGUGUUUUUUGCAAUAUGUAAACCAGUUCACUCGCUGCAGUGGGAGAAUGUGUGUAAAUUUUAAUUUAUAGAUACUAAAACUUGCAGUGCAAGAAUCUGAACCUUUCUCAACUUUCUGCUGCCAGAGUUUAUCGGUGUCAUUGCAUAAAUUUACUCAUGUACUGUAAUGCAUGGUGACAAUCUUGGAAUGUCUUUUAUUUAAAACUGGAAAUAAAGUUUUUAGAAAGUUUUAGAAUUUUGAAAACUUGGUCUCUAUUUAAGUGUAAGCACUUUUUUUUUUUUUAAUCUUGACCAUGCAAACUCCUAUAGCAUGGAUCAUCAGGUUUUACACAAACUUGUG
Molecule: messenger RNA, 3400 nt
Organism: Tachysurus fulvidraco (yellow catfish)
Lineage: Eukaryota; Metazoa; Chordata; Actinopteri; Siluriformes; Bagridae
Gene: parietopsin
Product: parietopsin
Exons: 2
Coding region: 1444-2970 (508 amino acids)
Biological process (GO): G protein-coupled receptor signaling pathway
Cellular component (GO): membrane
Molecular function (GO): G protein-coupled receptor activity
Source: RefSeq, a predicted model, not a curated record